This is a messenger RNA of Talpa occidentalis (Iberian mole), 8870 nucleotides long. It is a transcript of the gene HTR1B, whose product is annotated as 5-hydroxytryptamine receptor 1B. Gene Ontology annotation, cellular component: plasma membrane. Gene Ontology annotation, biological process: chemical synaptic transmission; vasoconstriction; bone remodeling. The transcript has a single exon. Gene Ontology annotation, molecular function: G protein-coupled serotonin receptor activity. Bases 1317 to 2492 code for a protein of 391 amino acids. NCBI's taxonomy places the organism in Eukaryota, Metazoa, Chordata, Mammalia, Eulipotyphla, Talpidae. The record is from RefSeq and is a predicted model, not a curated record.
AGGUCAGAUUCUGGGGCUGGCUGCACCUAGUACUAACUCGAAGGGGGUAACGGGUGAUAAGUAGGAGUCUAGGAAGGAACGCAGGGACUGUGCCUUGGCCGAAGGUGUUGGUCUACCUGGAGGGGCGCCCAGCAAACUUCCAAGAGGGCAGAAGCAAGGAUAGGAUGCCCUUGUCCCCAUUCCUGGACAGAACUGCGUCGCGGGAAUGUUAGGAUCCGGAGAGGGGCCAGGGUAUGGGAGGUUGGGAGAGAGGGCGAUAGGACCCGGCGGGAGCUGCUUUGGCCGGGGAGGGAACCGGGCGGGAGUAAAAGAGGGAGGGAGAGAGAAAAAGGGAAGGUGCUGAGGAGCGGGCGUCCUCACUCGCUGCGCCGCACGAGUUGCUCGGCUCGGGUGGACCGGACCUGGACUCUAUAAAAGGAGCCAUCCGCUCUCUUGCUCACACGCUCCUCGCGGGCUGGCGCACGCCGCUUUCCUCCCGCUCCCCCAGACACCUGCCCCUUAUCGGCGUACGGCGCCAGGUCCCCCAGACCCGUGCGCCCAGCAGCAUGGCUCCGAGCGGUGCCCGCGGGACCGAGGUGGCAGCGGUGGCGCGGUUCGGGCAGCCGCAGCCCCAACCUCCGAGUCUCCUCUAUUACCGCUUGGUCUCCGCGGGGCAGCUCGCCGGAGUGGCCAGCGCGUGAAAAGAAGGGAGGGCAGAGCUCCGGCGCGAGGCGCGGCGCAGAGCGGCUCCCAGACUUUACUCCACCCAGCUCCGGCGGCCAGAGCCACCGCAGGAAACAGCCCCAGCUUGGGGAGGGGGGCGGGAAUGCGAGACCAGGACUUCUCGCUGGCCUGCAAGCUUUGGUCUCGACAGCUAGGAAACUCCUGCGGGCCGAGUCUGCAGAUCUGGGAGCGUCCGGGCUAGGAGACUCUCAGCCCCGAGCAAUUGGGGUAAGAGACCCCACCUGACUGAUGAUCCCUCCUCAGACAAUACAGACCCCUGCUCCACUAGACGUCCUGGAGCGAGCUCGGACGACUGGGGUUCGGUGGUUCGUCCUUAGCAAACCCAGUCUAAGAACGGGCGUGGAGAGAGCUGCCGGAGACCCAGCGGCGGUGCCAGGCGCACGGGAAGUGCGAGGAACGCGCUCCGCUGCCGGGGCUGCCGCGCCCUUGACCUCUAGGUUCUGCAGGGAGUCUGGGUGGAGGAGUAAUUGAGGAACCGCGGAACUAAUUAACAACCGGAGGACUAGACUGUGUUUCCUCUGCGGUUUUUCCGUUUUCUCCCUGGUCAACUCCUUGCCCAGGAGCUGCGCUCAGGGUCGCAGGUAGAGAGAGCCAUGGAGGAAACAGGCGCUCAGUGCGCCCAGCCGCCGCCCGCGGGCGCCCAGACCCAGGCUUCUCAGGCCAACCUCUCCGCUGCUCCCUCCCAUAAUUGCAGUGCCGAGGGCCACCACAUUUACCAGGACUCUAUCGCCUUGCCCUGGAAAGUACUACUGAUCUUGCUGCUGGCGCUUAUCACCUUGGCCACCACGCUCUCCAAUGCUUUUGUGAUCGCCACCGUGUACCGGACCCGGAAGCUGCACACCCCGGCUAACUACCUGAUCGCCUCCCUGGCGGUCACCGACCUGCUUGUAUCCAUCCUGGUGAUGCCCAUCAGCACCAUGUACACGGUCACUGGCCGCUGGACGCUGGGCCAGGUGGUCUGCGACUUCUGGCUGUCUUCGGACAUCACCUGUUGCACUGCUUCAAUCCUGCACCUCUGUGUCAUCGCCCUGGAUCGCUACUGGGCCAUCACGGACGCCGUGGAGUACUCGGCCAAAAGGACUCCCAAGAGGGCGGCGGUCAUGAUCGCGCUGGUGUGGGUCUUCUCUAUCUCCAUCUCGCUGCCGCCCUUCUUCUGGCGUCAAGCCAAAGCCGAGGAGGAGGUGUCAGACUGCGUGGUGAACACCGACCACGUCCUCUACACAGUCUACUCCACGGUGGGCGCUUUCUACUUCCCCACCCUGCUCCUCAUCGCCCUCUAUGGCCGCAUCUACGUGGAAGCCCGCUCCCGGAUUUUGAAACAGACACCUAACAGGACCGGCAAGCGUCUGACACGAGCCCAGUUGAUAACUGACUCCCCAGGGUCCACAUCCUCGGUCACUUCUAUUAACUCGAGGGCUCCCGACGUGCCCAGCGAAUCGGGGUCUCCUGUGUACGUAAACCAAGUCAAGGUGCGAGUCUCUGACGCCCUACUGGAGAAGAAGAAACUCAUGGCCGCUAGGGAGCGCAAAGCCACCAAGACCCUGGGCAUCAUUUUAGGAGCAUUUAUUGUGUGUUGGCUGCCCUUCUUCAUCAUCUCCCUGGUGAUGCCUAUCUGCAAGGAGGCCUGUUGGUUCCACCUGGCCAUCUUUGACUUCUUCACGUGGCUGGGUUAUCUCAACUCCCUCAUCAAUCCUGUCAUCUAUACCAUGUCCAAUGAGGAUUUCAAACAAGCCUUCCAUAAACUGAUACGCUUUAAGUGCACAAGUUGACUUGUCAUUUGCAAUGGGGCCACCUAAACGCCCUUUGGGGACCAUGUUGUGGUUGGGUCCAAAGGUAGGUUGACUCUUCUUUCACUGUUUCACUGUUACUGGGUCGAAAUGAGGCUUUCUCUUCUGGGCAAGAGCAACGGAUCCUGAGAAGCCAGGACAGCCCCAGAGAGCUCUGAAAGGACUUCAGACUAAAGUUAGAGCUUCCCUGCUGAGGAGGAGGCUCAUUUCCUCUCCUCAAAUCCCUGAUUCAGCACUGACCCUGCAGCAGCCAAUCACCAUGGGGUUACAAUUUUUUUUUUUUAAAGUCCUUGAUGGAAAGGGGAUUCAGCCCUGCUUUGGUAUCAUGGAUGAUGCCCUCUAGAACCAGUGGUACUUGUAGUUUGUUGUCUGAAACCUGCCUGAAGCACAUCUCCAUACAGCCUGGCAGUACUUGAACUAGACACUUAAUACCUGGUGUUUUGGGGAGGACUUUGUGUUACAUUUCAUUUAAGAACAGUUACUUUGGCAUCCUUCAGUCUUCAGUUUUGGUUUAUUUAAACUUGAUUGGGAAAAACUUGUGGAUUUGGUGCUUCAAACCCUAUGUGUGUGGCUUGGAUGACAUGGAGAAACCUUGAAGAGUUAACAGCAAAAUUAUGAUGUUAAGAUCUCUAUUUUUAUUAUAAUUGAAAUUAUAUGGGGUGGGUGGGUGGGAAUGGGAGAUGGGGAAUGUUAAACUGAGAAACAACACCUAUGAUUGUUUGUUUUCUGCAGAUUUGUAAUUUUUAUUCCUAUUUAGCAAUCGUCAAACCACAUCUCUAACAACUCAAACAAAACAUUUGUGUGCUAGUGCCAAAGUCUGCAGAUUGCUUUUGUUUUUCCUCCUAAUUUCAUGUACCUGUCACUUUACGCAUUUAAAUCCCCAUAAAUAGAGGAUACGAUGGGUGACUCAGCCCAAACUGCUGCUAUAUGUGUUAUUAAUGCACUCUAUUAAACUGAUGAGUAUUAGAUAUAUACUGCUUCUUAACAAGAAAAGUAUCUUUAUUACUUAUCCAGUUCAGUGAGAUGUAAAGGAGACUGGUGAAAUAGGAAUAAUUCCUAUAAAUUAAAGAAUGGGAGGAUGUAUAUUAUGACUUGUAAAAAAUCUUAAAUGCAUGAUAGUCAUUUGCACUCUCCUUUCCAUCUGUAAUUUGUUUGCGUGCUAUCAUAUAAAGUGGCCAUGGGAACACUCCAGCAAUCUUCAAAGCAUAGUAAGAACCCUAAAAACUAUUAAAGAAAAAAAAAACUUGUUUUUUUUUCCCCUCGCUAUUGACGUUUGGGCAGGACAGAGGUUACUAGAAGAUGACAUGUAAAGACUUUAGAAAAGUAUAGAGAAGGUGCAACGUGAGUCUGUUUUCCUGUAACUCAUGGAAGUAAACUUUGGACUUACAAGACAAUUAGGAAAAUCACAAAGCCCUGAACCUGGGAAAUUUGUUACUGACCUGAAACCUCAAUGAAAUAUCAGAAAUACUUGAAGUUAUCCAUCUCUCUAAAUUUCAGAAUUACUUAGUUACCUCAAAUUCACCCUGAAAACCCCCAACACAGGGCAAGAUUACAUACUAAAAGUUGAAAAAUGAUUUAUAAAAAAGAGUAGCCCUGAAGGAUCAUUUGCAUAGAAAAAAAAAUAGAUAUGUGGAACAUUUAAAAUGCCAAAGAAGAUUCAUACUCCAUUCUUCAGAGAGCUUUCUGCAGUUGAUACCUUUUGUCUGCCAAAGCAAGUUGUCUUUGUAAAACAGAUUCACUCCCUGCUGCAGCUCCCCAGUCUAGACUGUCAGACAAUAGCUGUAUUGAGCUGAAGUACACUGCUUGCCUACUGUGCAGACUUUCAAUCUGAGGUAAUGACUCUUGAAAAUAUACUAUUCAAAGGUUCACUUGUAAACUAAGUAAAAAAGGGAAUUUUGAUCAACUUUUACACCUGUCACCGGAGUAAGAUAAAAUUGUAAGCAUUAUAUAAUCCUAGAUUUUGGCUGUAUCCCUAAGUUUCUUUGUUCAUUUUUUUGUGACAUUUCUCCUAUGGAGAAUUCUAGCUUGCUAUUGAUAGGAAUGUGCAUAGAGCACGGUGUGUUUAUUUUUAUGUUAUUAAUAUGUUUGUCUUUUGUUGAUGCAGCUGUGUUUUCUUUGGACCUAAGCAGCAAUUAAGUCAGCUUCUAGGAGCCUGAGGGGGGAAAAUUAAUUGAAACAAAUAGCCUCAUACAAAUGAUUUCUUUAUAGGGCACCUACAAUGAUUGUGUCCUGAUCUUAACAAAACAUGGUCAAUUUAGUCAAAUGGGUUGUAAAUUAGAAUUACAUAGAUUACUUACCUAAUUUUUGCUUGACCAUUUGGCUGAAUUGGUUGGAUUUGGGUUUAUUUUGUGAAGUAGAAGCUUGCAAUCCCUUGUAGUUUUAAGUGAUCUAGAAUCAUCAUUCAACAUUGCACAUAAUUAUGCAAAGUGUAUUAUUCAUCCCAGGGGUAUGUAGUUAAGAUUGUUAAGCUCCUUUUCAGUUACUGCUGCCGAUAGCAUAGUUUGUUUCAUAAACUAGACAUAUGGCCUUUUUGCAGAACAUAAAAUGGGAGAUGGAAAUAUUUAACUUACAUAAAAAUGAAAACAUUUUCAUUGGCCGUGGUAACAAAUAACAUUUUCCACAUUGUUUAAUUGCACAAAUUUUCACACAAAUAGACGAAUGUAUACUCAUCCCAAAAUACCAAUAUUGUCUUGUGUUUCUAGGAAUUUUAGAGUUUCCUUUUUACGAAUGAACACUGCACCCAUGAAUGAAUCAUUAUUGAGUCCAAUCAAUUUCCUACAGAACAGUAUUCUUCGCUUUUCCUCUCUAUUAUCUUACUUUUAUCUUCCUUAACCAAGAAACCCUGAGAGGACUAUAAUUCACUCAAGAAGUAAAAUCUUAGAUUAUGUGUCUUCGGUGAAGUUACAGAUUAUGUGACUGGAAAUGCCUUUCGUACUCCACCUUUCAACAAAUGUGUAAUUGGAAAUGAAAUUUGGGAAAAUAAUGAAAUAAAAGUUCUUUUUGUGUUCUAAAAAGCAUUGGGUAGUAAUUCCAUUUUUUUGUAAAGAUUGUUUCAUUGGGUUUUAAGUUUCAUUUAGGAAUUUGAGCCUUCAAUAGAGGAUUAAUUGAUCAUGAAGGACACUGGUGGCCUGGCAUGUACUGUCUUAAUUUGGAGAGAUUUAGUUUAAUUCUGUAGGAAGAAUUUAAAAGGAAUUAGGCAGAUUGUGCUGUUGUGUUUUAUAAAGAUGAUAAGUCAGGUCCACUAUCCUAAGAGUUUUCUGGAUCAGCACUCUUAGAACACUUAGUCUUCAGGCUUGGUUGUGAGAUUGCCAGGUACUAUAUAGUGCUUGCAAUACAGAACAAAGAAAAAAGAAUGAAGCUCAUUAUAGUCAGGCUUGUGGGAAACCUAAUAGAGGGAGACUGACCUAUCUGAACACCAGAAAAGCAGACUGAACAAUAGCUUUAGGAAAACAAAAAAUUCUAGGUUUGAAUUGUCAAUAGAGCACAGUAUAGUGAUGUGUUCUUCCUUCAAUGUAGCCUACUUAAGUUUGUGCAAAGACUUGGAUCCUCUACAGGUGAAGCACUUAUCCAGACACCUGAUACACUUUUGGCUCUCAGUAGAUGGCACUUCCUUUUUAGUCAUUAUUUCUCAAUUGCCUCCUUUGCAAUUGCGAUGUAGCUGUGACACUGGAAAACUGAGGGCAAUUUGAGAGAGAGUGCAUAGAGAAAGACCAAACAAGCCUGAAUGGGAGAAAUUUGGCUAAACAAGAAAUGAUGAAGGUUUGGAGCUUUCACACCUACUCCCUUAGGCUGGUGACAUGUAGACCAAAGGCCAGAAGGAAUUCAAGAGGUGAUUUGCAGUGACCUCUAAGGGCCAAGAGGAAAUUGCCAAAUAUUUUAUUUCAUAGAGUAUCCUCUUUUGUCAUCACACGUUCUUCUCUUUCUUCUUCUUUAUCUGGAGAUUUUCAGCUAUCUUUCCAGAGUCCAUAGUGUUCCUCAUCACAUCCACAUCUUUCCCCAUUGUCUUAUUUUCUACUUCUGUGCUUUUUUAAAAAAUAUCUAUGCAAAGCCAUGAUUGCCAAUGAUAAUGAAUGCAUUGCUCUAACAUUGUCCUCAUUUUAGCUGUGGGAGAGCUGAUUAGAUAGUACAGGGUUUUAUAUUACAUGAAAGAAAAUUGUUGAUCCAAAUUAAUGUGUAGUUGUUGGGCCACAAGCUUUUAACUGGGGCACCUACUGUAAUUUUCAGAAGGGAAGAGGCUAGUAUGGGAAGGGUGUGGAAAUGAAGCUAUUCUGCAGCUUUUAUCAAAACCCAUCCUUGAACAUCCCACCAGGGGGCAGAGUGUCUCUGAGUUGUUGAGAGGAGGCAGGUGUCACCACUGAAUCUCUUAACAACCUCUUCCAGAAUCCUGCAAUUGGAGUUGUCUCCUCUAAGCUCAGUGAAAAAAGAUCACUGAGGCAAGUGAUCAUGUAUUUAAAUUAGCAGGUUUUUCAGAACUGUAAAUUUAAGCAAAGGAUCCCUAAAACCAACCUAAAGUUUUUCCUCAUAUAUGCAAAAUCAGUUAUUUUCUUAUACAUCUCUUUUCCUGAGAUAAUGCUAAAGUCUUACUGUUUUAAAACUUUGUGACUUUUGGUUAAUGUGUCACUGGGUGAAGUCAGGAGUUAGUAGACAAAGAAUUUAUGUUCAAAAUAAAAGGAGCCAAUUAUUUACUUAAACUUACUUUUCACCACUCUGAUUUUCCUCUUGUUUUUCUUUCAAAAUUUCGCUGGUUUGAGGUUGAAUAUCCACAGCUCCAAGGUAGAAGAACACUUGCCAUUUACCAUUUAAAGAGAGAGCUGUUUCUUGCACAGAAGCAAGGUGUCCUUAUAUGUCAGUUUUUUUCCCCAGAAGGUAGACUUUUAAGUCUGUGUAAUUCACAUUUACUUUUAAAUCAGGCAUAUAUAAAUGUGAGUACAUCUUAUGUAUCACAAUAAUGCGUUUCUGUGUCAGAAAAAUGGAUCAUAUAAAUGGGAAAACAAGUGAGGUUAUAUUGUUGCCAUUCCUCCUUAACUCUUACUUCCUAACAUUUUCACUAUCCCCAGUGGGGAGUUUUCUAUGUGCCAUUUCACACAGCUGUCAGAUAAAUCAGAAUUUUAAAGUCAACAUCCACAUUUUAGGAUUAUACUAGGAUUUUCGGUGCUCCCUGAGAGAGAGUCAGUCCCUGGAGUUGGGCCAGCUGACAAAGAGAGUGACUUAACACUAUUCCAAGUAUAUUUUGUAAAAGAAAAUGUCCAUUUCUUCUCAUUAAUUUGUACAUAUUUAAAAAUCAGAGAAAUAAUUUUCAAAGCUAUGAAUAGUCACGUAACAAGAAUGGUCUUAUAAUAUUUCCUGUACCUAAAAUGAACAGAUGGUGAUAUAGGGAUCCUUUUAUGGUGAAUGCGUAAAAGGAUCUACACAGGACUUGCUAAAAUGAUGCAUGAUGGCAUGACUCACUUCCUCCCUGAUUCUGUGGGAACAUUCCACACCAGUCUCUGAUUGGUCACCCUGUAUGUGAAUAAGUAGAUUUUAGGAGAUCUGUAGGAGUAAAUGGGUCUGCAGUGAUAGAGCAGUCCACAAAGGGUAGGUAGGUUAUGUUCCAGUUCUGCCCAGUGUAAUUUUGUAAACACACCUAGUUACCUCUUCUAUGCCCAGUGCUAAUUCUUUUGGGAUUGUGUGUCUAGACCUAUACCUCCCCCUGAGGAGUCAUCAAUCCAUUCUUAGUUCAUUGAAUAAUCUCAAUAGGUUCAACACCGGGCUGAUAUAUUUUUGUGGAGAAGCAAUUUUAUGGCUCUUCAUCUUUCAACCUCAGUCAUGUCUGAUCUUAAGGUCCUUGAGUCCAUUCUCUUUUCCCUAUCCCUUAGAAGUUUUACUCACAGAGUCUUGGGUGUUGGAGUAAUGACACAGUGGGAAAUUUGGAAUAAAUUACUGGCAUGAAGGUCCCCAACAUAUUAGUAUGUUUCAAAUGCAAGAACAAGUCCUUGAAGUCAGAAGGACCUGAGUGUAAAUCCAUGGUUUGUGAUCAUGAGCAAGUCCCUCUAUAAAUAAGCAUACUCUAUAUUUGUAGGUAAAAAUUAAGUGGGAUAAUGCAGUUGUUUUCGACUGAGGCUGCAAUUUGAUUUAUCAGGGGAGCUUUAAAAAUACCUUUGCUCAGACCCUGCCUCACACUAAUUAAAUUAUAUCAUCUGGAGCAGAGCCUGAUAUUCUUAUUUUAAAAAUUCUCCCCAAAGUAUUCUAAUGUGUGGCCAGGGUGAGAGGCACUGAGAAUUUCUGUGUAAAGCUAUAGGACAGAGCCUGCCACACACAGGAUCUCUGGAUGUGUAGGGGGACCUUGAAUGAAAUGGAAGUCUGGUGGAUUUCAUUUUACUU